Pelmatolapia mariae (spotted tilapia) is the source of this 4377-nucleotide messenger RNA. It is a transcript of the gene jag1b, whose product is annotated as jagged canonical Notch ligand 1b. Bases 253 to 3909 code for a protein of 1218 amino acids. NCBI's taxonomy places the organism in Eukaryota, Metazoa, Chordata, Actinopteri, Cichliformes, Cichlidae. Gene Ontology annotation, biological process: Notch signaling pathway; multicellular organism development; heterophilic cell-cell adhesion. Gene Ontology annotation, cellular component: protein-containing complex; plasma membrane. Gene Ontology annotation, molecular function: Notch binding; calcium ion binding. The record is from RefSeq and is a predicted model, not a curated record. The transcript is spliced from 26 exons.
AGCUCGGCCGCCGCAUGGCUACUGUGUAAACUUUGCUCAACAACAACAAGUGGAGAGUGUAGGAUAAACGAAGAGGCGCACAGGCUCGGAGAACCUGAGGGACGUACUAGGAAGGUCUAUGAAUCGGGAACCUGCGCUCCACUGACCAAAUCGUUGCUCCCCACUCGUGCAUGUUUAAACCAGAGGAGAGCUCUGGUGCCGUGUGUCGGCCAGACGAUUAGUACAAACGAGUGGCAACAGCAGUCCGGAGGCAUGAUUUUGAGACGGGGCUCGGUGGUUGCUGCCUUUUUACUCUGCUUUCUCGCGAAGGUGUCAGAGGGAUCCGGACAAUUCGAGUUACAAAUCUUAUCGAUGCGCAAUGCGAACGGAGAGCUGCUGAGCGGCGUGUGCUGCGACGGCGCACGGAGCGGCGCGGAUAGAAAGUGCACACGGGACGAGUGCAAUACGUUUUUUAAAGUUUGCCUAAAGGAAUACCAGUCCAGAGUUUCCGCUGCAGGGCCCUGCAGCUUCGGAAUGGGAUCUACGCCUGUCCUGGGAGGGAAUACCUUUUCUUUCAAGAGCUCUGUCAGGACUGACAAAUCCAGGAUAGUUUUGCCCUUCAGUUUUGCCUGGCCGAGGUCCUACACUUUGAUAGUGGAAGCCUUGGACUUCAACAAUGAAACCAGUGGUGUAGAUGGGAGGUUGAUAGAAAAAGCCUCUCAUUCUGGCAUGAUCAACCCCAGCCCGCAAUGGCAGAAGCUGACGCACAACGGCCCCGUAGCCCAGUUUGAAUACCAGAUCCGGGUCAGCUGCGACGAGCACUAUUACGGUUUCGGCUGCAACAAGUUUUGUCGGCCCAGAGACGAGUUCUUCGGGCAUUAUACGUGUGACAACAAUGGAAACAAAACCUGCCUGGAAGGCUGGUCUGGACCUGACUGCAACACAGCUAUAUGUCGACAGGGCUGCAGCACUGAGCAUGGAUCAUGUAAGGAACCAGGUGGAUGCAAGUGUCUGUAUGGCUGGCAGGGUCAGUACUGCGACAAGUGCAUCCCCCACCCCGGCUGUGUGCACGGCACCUGUAAAGAGCCGUGGCAGUGCCUUUGUGACAUCAACUGGGGCGGUCACCUUUGUGAUAAAGACCUGAACUACUGUGGCACUCACCAGCCGUGCCUGAAUAGAGGGACGUGUAUCAACACAGGACCUGAUAAGUACCAGUGUACCUGCGCGGAGGGUUACUCUGGAGCCAACUGUGAGAGAGCCGAACACGCCUGUCUCUCCAAUCCAUGUUCGAAUGGAGGGAGCUGCUCAGAAACCAGUCAAGGCUACGAAUGUCAGUGCGCACCAGGCUGGACCGGCCCCUCCUGCACGAUCAAUGUUGACGACUGCCUUCCCAACCCCUGCAACCAUGGCGGUACCUGCCAGGAUCUGGUUAACGGCUACAAGUGCCACUGUCCUUCGCAGUGGACGGGGAAGACUUGUCUAAUAGAUGCCAACGAAUGUGACAGCAAGCCUUGCGUCAAUGCCAACUCGUGCCGCAACCUGAUUGGUGGAUACUUCUGCGAGUGCCUCCCUGGUUGGACGGGUCAGAACUGUGACAUCAAUAUAAACGACUGCAAGGACCAGUGCCAGAAUGGGGGAACUUGUAAGGACUUGGUAAACGGCUAUCGGUGCACGUGCCCGCCUGGGUUCGCUGGCGAGCACUGCGAGAGGGACAUCGACGAGUGCGCGAGCUCGCCGUGUCUGAACGGCGGCCGCUGCCAGGACGAAGUGAACGGAUUUCAGUGCCUGUGUCUGACUGGCUUCUCAGGAAAUCUCUGCCAGCUGGAUAUUGAUUACUGCUUGCCCAACCCGUGUCAGAACGGAGCAGGCUGCUUCAACCUGGCCACAGACUACUACUGCGCCUGCCCAGAGGACUACGAGGGCAAAAACUGUUCUCACCUUAAGGACCACUGUCGCACCACCACGUGCAAAGUGAUUGAUAGCUGCACGGUUGCCGUGGCAUCCAACAGCACACCAGGAGGAGAGCGUUACAUCUCAUCAAACGUUUGUGGACCUCACGGUCGCUGUCAAAGUCAGGCCGGGGGCCAGUUCAGCUGCGAGUGCCAAGAGGGUUUCAGAGGCACCUACUGCCACGAGAACAUCAAUGAUUGUGAGAGUAACCCGUGCCGCAACGGGGGCACGUGUAUUGACAAAGUCAGCGUGUACCAGUGCAUCUGCGGUGACGGCUGGGAAGGCGACCACUGCGAGAUCAACAUAGAUGACUGCAGCACCAACCCCUGUCAUAAUGGAGGGACAUGUCGAGACCUGGUGACGGACUUCUUCUGCGAAUGCAAAAAUGGCUGGAAGGGAAAGACUUGCCACUCCCGCGAGAGUCAGUGCGAUGAAGCCACAUGCAACAACGGAGGCACCUGCUAUGAUGAGGGUGACACAUUCCAGUGCAAGUGUUCCCCGGGGUGGGAGGGAACGACGUGCAACAUAGCCAAAAACUCGAGCUGCCUUCCAAACCCGUGUGAGAAUGGAGGUACCUGCGUGGUGACAGGGGAUUCGUUCACCUGCGUCUGCAAGGAAGGCUGGGAGGGUCCCACAUGCACCCAAAAUACCAACGACUGCAGUCCACACCCAUGCUACAACAGUGGAACUUGUGUCGAUGGGGAUAACUGGUACCGCUGCGAGUGCGCCCCAGGCUUCGCUGGCCCAGACUGUCGGAUCAAUAUUAAUGAGUGCCAGUCCUCUCCAUGUGCCUUGGGCUCCACCUGCGUGGAUGAGAUCAAUGGAUAUCGCUGCCUAUGCCCACCAGACAGGACUGGAUCCCACUGCCAAGAAGUUACAAGAAAGCCUUGCUCCGUUAAUGGACACGUCACCCCUGAUGGAAUGAAAUGGGAUGAAGACUGCAACACUUGCCACUGUUCCAAUGGGAAAGUUGUAUGCACAAAGAUGUGGUGUGGCCCGAUGUCAUGCAAACUGGGUGCCAAGGGCCGAGGCGAGUGCCCUUCAGGCCAGAGCUGCAUCCCCCUCAGGGAGGGCCACUGCUUUGUGAAGCCCUGCAUUGAGCUGGGAGAGUGCUGGCACUCCGACCCUCCCCAGCCCCCCACCAAAUGCCACCCCAGCUCCACUUACCAGGACAACAGCUGCGCCAACAUCACCUUCACCUUCAACAAGGAGAUCAUGCCUCGAGUCCAGGGCUUGACUGUGGAAGGAGUAUGUAAGCAGCUGAGGAGCUUAUACGUGGUCAAGAAUUUCUCCUUGGAGCAUUCUGUGUCCAUAACCUGUGACCCCUCAUUCUCAGCCAGCAACGAGAUCCACGUCUGCAUCUCGACUGACGACCACCGCUUGGACGGGAGCCCCGUUAAAAAGAUCACAGAAAGGAUAAUUGACCUGGUUAGCAAGCAUAACGGGAACAACACGAUCAUCUCCGCCAUCGCAGAAGUGCGUGUGCCAAGUCCCAGCAAAACUGAUUACCUAGUGCCCCUUCUCAGCUCCAUUUUCAUUGUCAUCUGGGUCCUCGUGCUGGUCUCCAUUUUGCUGUGGUGCAUGCGCCGGCGGCGGAAACAGAGCAACCACAACGGGACAUCAGCGACCAGCUCAGAAGACAACACAACCAACAACGUCCGGGAGCAGCUUAACCAGAUCAAGAACCCUAUAGAGAAGCACGUGGGCCUCACAGUGGCCAUUAAAGACUAUGAAAAUAAGAACUCCAUCAUUGCCAAAAUAAGGACAAAUCAUCCCGAGGGAGAUGAGGACGACAAGGAGAGGCACUUGCAGAAGGGCCGCUUUGCCAAACAGCCAGCAUACACACUGGUGGAGAGGGACGAGAAGGCGACCAUCUCCAAUCCCAACUCAACAUCCAAGCACGCUAAUUGGACUAACAAACAGGACAAUAGAGACUUGGAGACAGCAAACAGCAUAAACAGGAUGGACUACAUUGUAUAGCAGACAGCUGUGUUGCUGUGCAACCUAGCCUUACACCUUCACACCCAGGUGGUGGGUGAAACUGGGGGAGCUUUGGCAUGUGUAAAUAGUCAUGUCAGUUGUGACCCCCUCCUCCCCCUCAGUAUUUUCAGAUAUUUCCCCGUGCUAAUUUAAGUUUUGACAAGCUGGCUUACACUGGCAGUGACAGUUGCUUUGGUUGGCUGGAAACACAAGGCACUGGUAUACAUUUCACUGUAGAACUAGUUGCAAACGUGUCCUCCUAUGCAUUUCAUUUCCCCGUUUCCUUUUUUUUAGCGGACACAUUUAAGGGGCUCCUGGUGUAAUUGUUGUACAAUGAGUUUAAACUACCCGACGUGUUCAACACUAGAGCUAAUUAUUUUUAGUAUGUGUUUGAAUUUUUUCUAGUUCUAUUUGGAGGAAGUGCUUUUUCAGCUUUAGACUUCAGCAACUGUCAAAUGAGACAAAAAA